Molecule: messenger RNA, 1255 nt
Organism: Hyalella azteca
Lineage: Eukaryota; Metazoa; Arthropoda; Malacostraca; Amphipoda; Hyalellidae
Exons: 4
Coding region: 17-1255 (412 amino acids)
Biological process (GO): G protein-coupled receptor signaling pathway
Molecular function (GO): G protein-coupled receptor activity
Source: RefSeq, a predicted model, not a curated record
CUGCUGGGCUGGAGGGAUGCUGGUCGCCUUCCUCCCUUUCCUGGGCUGGGCCAGGUACUCGUACCGCAGCGACUGGUGCUCAUGUGGCGUGGUGUGGCGCUCGAGUUUUUCCUACGCGGCGACGUGGCUGCUGCUGGUGGUGCUUCUGCCGCUCACCGUCACCACCUCCUGCUACGUCAGGCUGCUCAGGGUGGCACGUAAUAAGUGCCGUAAGGUCAAUGUUGGCACCAUGCUGGGUGAAGGCCAAACUGCCAACGCUCCCAAUGCUGUCGUCAGUUCCGACCUCAAGAAAACCUCCUCUUCGGUGUCGUUGGCCCUCGAGACAUUAAAGAAAUUAUCUCCAAAUGUCACGCAAACGAAACUGUCGGAGCGACGACAGCCUUCAGAUGAAGGCAUCCAUUCCGGCGACUCAUCACCUCUGUCAAUGACCAGGAAAUCUUCAGUGACUUCCCAGGACUGGCAGCUUAGAAGAAGCUAUUCUAACUUCUCCCAAUUAACGCCCUACUCCAGAACUUACGUUCAGAGCUCAAAAAACGAUAAAGCGAGUGGUUCUGCCGAGGGAAUUUUUCGGUCGUGUACGUCGCAGAUUCUGCCAUACUCAAGUCUGAUGAAGAACACUUCCUUGUCCCUGCAUUAUUCUCCUAAAGACCACCCGACGGAGGCGGCAGUGCACAGAGGUUCUUUCUACAGGCCAAAAUCCUUACACCUCGAACACAAAUCAGACGACGACAUGAACGAUUCAUUGAGUUCUUCUAAGAAACAUUGCUCCACGGGGGAACUCAAGCAGAUCGACUCAAAUUUCUUACACCCACACAUGAACAACAGUGGUCCCAUCCGUGCCUGCGAUGGCGGAUCAAACAACGCUGCUGCUUUUCACUCGAAAAUUAAUUCUCAAUCUAGUAAUGAUAUCGUUUUCUGUUCUUCACAACUGCCAGUGUGCAAAUCACUUUCUUCUGGCUCUGCGACUUCGUCGGGUCUUGAAUCGUCCAAGCCCGAGCAUAAAUCUCAGCUGAGGAAGCCUGCGGCUGACGCCGCUUUCAUGAAGUCGUUAAUUGAGAACAACGUUCCUGCGGGCGUCCCCUGCACACAGUUAACCACCUGCAUGUACCCUGGAGACCUGCCCCCCAGACGUCUCCCCAAGUCGGGGUCAGACUGCACCCUAGUCAUCCCUGCCAGUCACAGGAAGUACUACAAAAUGACCGGGCCGUCCGUGCGCAGAAGCUGUAGUGACGCGCAGGCCGUGAAGAAGGUAUGA